Molecule: messenger RNA, 960 nt
Organism: Drosophila rhopaloa
Lineage: Eukaryota; Metazoa; Arthropoda; Insecta; Diptera; Drosophilidae
Exons: 3
Coding region: 291-887 (198 amino acids)
Source: RefSeq, a predicted model, not a curated record
UCAUUACAGAUUAAGAUAAAGACCGCAGAGCAAGUGCAGGUAACAUUCGCGAUCAGUAUUAGGGGCUGCACGUGCCAUAAAAACAGAGCACUAAUUCCAAUCGCAUAAAAAUCAGACCUAACAUACUUAUUAGCUUGCCAGAAUGGAUACGCCCAUUUAUGAUGUUUUAAUGAACAGAUAUUAUCGUAUUUGAUUGUGUGUGCAACUAGAAUUAUUGUUUAACGACCCGUUACUGUAUAUAUAUAGAGCAGGUUCUGGCCAGUGUAUCCGGAUACCAAAACCUUGUUAAAAUGAGGGCUUCCUUGAAGAUCCUGAUGCUCCAACUGAUCUGCUUAACUGGUGCCAUUGAUUACCAGUUAACAUUGGACGACAACGGCAUUUUUGCCCCAUGCACUAAUAUUCCUGGAAAUCCUUCCAACGUUGAAGGCCUCUUCGACAUGUCCUUUUUAAAAGUAACCAACGAUGGAAGCAAAAUUAAAGUUGAGGGAAAACAUACAGUCGUUUGGAAAGAUGUUCAGCCUGGGGACACAAUAAAGUUUUUGGGUCAAGUCAAUCGCCUGGAAAAGGGCACCUGGCAAAAGACGAUGUUCUCCACCAGCAGCAACAAUUUUUGUAAGAGCAUGUUUGAAAAGAAUCAGCAGUGGUAUCAGUUCUGGACGCAGUACAUCAGUAAUGCCGAUGAGAUCAAGAGCAAGUGCUUAAACACACCUGGGGCAGUUUUCAAUUAUGCCCCUAACUACGAAAUCGAAUUGAAGGCCAGUUUGAAUGUUCCCAAUCUGGAAGGGCGCUACAAGCUCGCGAUGCAAUUUGAGGCCUUCGACAAUCGCAAUGUGAAGCGACCUGUGUCCAUUUGCAGCGAGUUCCGCGGGACAUUAAAGAAGCUCUAGCACUAAUCGUGACAAUUAUAUAUGCAUGCUGAACAUACAGCGAAACACCAUUAAAGUUUAUAAUCGAACACAA